AUGCUGCACCGUGUCCCUGCACCGUCUAAUUACAUUAGCAUCUUUAUUCUCGGAUACUUUGAUAGUUUCAGUGCUACAACUCUUUCUGAAGCUGGAAGGAAUUUCAAACUCACUCUUAUUGCUAGGCGUUCCCGCCAUAAUGCUGGAACAAGGUGCUUGAAACGAGGAAUAAACGAAAGUGGCAACGUUGCUAAUGAUGUCGAAACAGAGCAGAUACUGUCUGAGGACGUUCCUAAAGACCAUCCCACUCAAAUAAAUUCUGUUGUGCAGAAUCGUGGCUCAAUCCCUCUAUUUUGGUCACAGGAGACCUCCGGAUAUAGUGUCUGGGUAUCUAUAUUGGCAAGUGUUGCUUCUGCUUGCACCUUAACCUACUUAAAUACAAAAGAGAGGAGACCCAGGGAGUCGAUUCUCUGGGCAGAGUUUGCCAAUGCAACUGACUUUAUAAACAAAGAUCUGCCUGAAGAAAAUCGUCUCAGAUUCCUUCACUGGGACUUGCAUAAACAUUUUCAGAGCAAAACAGCAAAUGUCUUGACACUUCUUGGCAAAGUAGCCGUGUGUGCUUUGAUGCUAACAGGUUUCUUUUACCAUCAAGUUACCCCAGCAAUGAUGCUCGAGGGUUGUAUGAGCUUGUCUUCUUCUGAUGCCGAAAUGUCACCACAUAAUAGUUCUGAUGAUGAUUGUGGGGAAUAUGAUUCAGUAGAGAAGACUUUUCGCCCUAAGAAUGUUGCUAGUGGUGAUUAUGAUAACAAGCCUCGUAGGCUCCAGAGGGGCGUGCUGAGGACCAAUUUCAUAGAUUGUCUUGACCGUACAAAUGUUGCGCAAUAUGCAUAUGGUUGGGCUGCUCUAGGUCAACAGCUUCAUGCUUUGGGAAUUACAGAUGCUACAACAAUAGAACUUGAUGAUCCUUGCAUGAAGUGGUUAAGAGGAAAGGAACCUAUGGAAGCGGAACCGUCUGGACACACAAAGAUCUGUGAUGAUUUUACAGAUAGCUUCAAACAAUGGGUAGCAUACGGAGAGGCACUCUGCCAUUGA
Raphanus sativus (radish) is the source of this 1032-nucleotide messenger RNA. RefSeq names its product phosphoinositide phosphatase SAC4-like. Gene Ontology annotation, cellular component: intracellular membrane-bounded organelle. Gene Ontology annotation, molecular function: phosphatidylinositol-3,5-bisphosphate 5-phosphatase activity. The transcript has 9 exons. The record is from RefSeq and is a predicted model, not a curated record. The coding region runs from base 1 to 1032 and encodes 343 amino acids. Lineage: Eukaryota; Viridiplantae; Streptophyta; Magnoliopsida; Brassicales; Brassicaceae. Gene Ontology annotation, biological process: phosphatidylinositol dephosphorylation.